Arabidopsis lyrata subsp. lyrata is the source of this 516-nucleotide messenger RNA. Its product is annotated as defensin-like protein 22. Bases 97 to 444 code for a protein of 115 amino acids. The transcript has 2 exons. Gene Ontology annotation, biological process: defense response to fungus. The record is from RefSeq and is a predicted model, not a curated record. Gene Ontology annotation, cellular component: extracellular region. Lineage: Eukaryota; Viridiplantae; Streptophyta; Magnoliopsida; Brassicales; Brassicaceae.
ACAGAACAUGAAAGGUUUGAAUUUUCCAUAAACAAAAAUUAAACGUUACAAUAUAAUUAGCAAAAAGAAGUUUGUUUUCAUCAACAGAUUAACUAAAUGCGGAAUACAUUUGGUAUAAAUAAGAACAAAGUAUAUCUUUCUUUGUAUCUGAAAUUAAAAACAAGCUUAAACACUUAUAAAAAUCUAAAAAGAAGAUUAACAAUGGCUGGUUUGAAAGUUUUUUGUUUUGCUUUGCUCCUUGUUCUCACUUUUUCAGUUGAUGUUGAAGGAUAUGUUGUAGAGAGUGGUUCCUUGUGUUGUAAUAGCCACCCGAAAUUUGGAAAGUGCAACACAAACAACGACGAGCAGAGAUGCAACAGUUGGUGUCACAAUGGAUGCGACAAUGGAAGAGGCGGUUUCUGCAAAUCUCUGCCUCACGGAGGACAAUGCCACUGUCGUUGUUAACUCUCAAUUAAAAAAAAUUAUGCAUGCGUUUGUUUGAUUACUAACAUAUGUAUGAAUAUCACAUGACUUGAU